Leptinotarsa decemlineata (Colorado potato beetle) is the source of this 3914-nucleotide messenger RNA. RefSeq names its product septin 7-like protein pnut (gene pnut). Gene Ontology annotation, molecular function: GTP binding. The record is from RefSeq and is a predicted model, not a curated record. NCBI's taxonomy places the organism in Eukaryota, Metazoa, Arthropoda, Insecta, Coleoptera, Chrysomelidae.
CCUCAACCCUCCUCCCCCAUCGACCCGAAGCCAGCGUACACUUUUGCAAGUUGCGAAGGCGAGCACAAAGCAGAAACCAACACAGCGCGCAACGCGCAUAUUAAUCGUAACGAAUCCGGUCGAAGGUGUGCCAGACUGACCUGCAUCUUUAAUGUUUAUAUUUACCUACAAAGUGAACUGUGAAUCAAUCAAAAUUUUGAUAUGGAUUCGUGAGUCUCGGGCGUGGCUAACCAGAUAAACAUUACUCAUCGCCGGUGACAGUUGAGAGCAAAAAAGUUCCCUAAUCUCAUUCCUACUUCUUACUUGCUCAGUGUCGGUGAUACGAGGUAAAUCGCGGAAUUUAAACAAUGUUGAUUUGAGGAGGAAAAGGAGGGGAUUUUUGUGCUACAAUGAGUGCCAAUAAUGUGAAUGCUCAAGUUCCUACCACACAAGCGACGGCGACGAUCAAAUCCAGACCAAACAUUAUGCCUAGUAAUUAUAUGUAUACGUCGAGCAGUGCAUUGUUGAACCGCAAUGCAGAAAAUAAACCUACCCCACCACCUACUCUGCCAAAAUACACUUCUAGCUUCAACGCAGGCAGUAGUUUAAAUAGGGAAAGGGAUAAGGACAGCAUCGGAGGAUCCUAUAGGCUUUCCAGCUUGGAUCGACUAGCUAUGAGACAAAAAUUCAUGGACCAGCAAAACAGUUCAGCCAAUGGAAGUCCUCAGACUAAUGGAAGUACUGAUAUCACUUCAACAACAGCUUCACUGCAAAGCAAGAGAGAAAUGUUCUUUACGUCUACCGAAUCUGCCAACUCUGUUAGUAAGGAUUCCAAUCGUCUGAACAAAACUCCCUCGAUGGAAAAGCCUGUUGACCCACCAUUGAAGCUAGCUUCUCCUGAUUCCACCAAAGACGAUGCCAUUAAAGAUUCAGUGUGUGAAUCAAUACCCGAUGUAGUGAAAGAACGUCCCAAACCAAAAGAAUUGGACGGAUACGUGGGUUUUGCAAAUUUACCCAAUCAGGUGUAUAGAAAGGCUGUUAAAAAAGGUUUCGAAUUUACAUUGAUGGUCGUGGGUGAAUCUGGUUUAGGAAAGUCAACUUUGAUUAAUUCAAUGUUCCUGACGGAAAUUUACAACUCUACAGACUAUCCGGGACCUACGCAAAGACUUAAGAAAACUGUAGCUGUUGAAACAACGAGGGUGAUGUUGAAAGAAAACGGUGUGAACUUGCAUUUAACUAUGGUUGACACCCCGGGAUUUGGAGAUGCUGUUGAUAACAGUAAUUGCUGGACGCCCAUAAUUGAGUUUAUAGAAAGUAAAUAUGAAGACUAUCUGAAUUCUGAGGCCAGAGUAACUCGAAAAGUCAGUCCCGAUCAACGUGUUCACUGUUGUUUGUAUUUCAUCCAACCGUCUGGCCACGGUCUGAAAUCUCUGGAUAUAGAAUUCAUGAAGCGGCUCUGUGACAAAGUGAAUAUUAUUCCUGUUAUAGCAAAGGCAGAUACAUUGACUGACGAUGAGUGCUCUUUGUUCAAAAGGCAAAUCCUAAAUGAAAUCACCCAACACAAAAUUAAAAUAUAUGAGUUUCCUGACACAUCUGAAGACGACGAGGAACUUAAAUUGAACAAAUCGCUGAAAGACAGAGUGCCUUUUGCAGUAGUGGGUUCAAAUGCAGUUAUAGAAGUCGAUGGCAAGAAAGUGCGAGGUCGUAGGUAUCCGUGGGGAAUUGCCGAAGUGGAGAAUCUCGAACACUGUGAUUUUAUAGCACUGCGUAAUAUGGUUAUAAGAACACACUUGCAGGAUUUGAAAGAUGUUACUAAUAAUGUACAUUAUGAAAACUACAGGUGUCGUAAACUAGCUGGUCUAGGCACCGAUGGAAAGCCGUCUAGGAUAUCAAAUAAAAAUCCUCUAGCACAAAUGGACGAAGAGAAACGGGAACACGACCUAAAAAUGAAGAAAAUGGAGGCAGAGAUGGAGCAAGUGUUUGAAAUGAAAGUGCGUGAGAAAAAACAAAAAUUGAAAGAUAGUGAGGCGGAAUUGACUAGGCGGCACGAGGCUACGAAAAAGACUCUGGAACAACAAGCAAAAGAAUUGGAAGAGAAGCGUAGGCAGUUCGAAAUGGAAAAGGAAGCAUGGGAGAGAGAAAAUCAGGUGACCGUUGAAGAGUUGAGAAGGAGGUCUUUGGAGGGCAGCAGAGAGACUGUCGAUGGUAAAAAGGAAAAAAAGAAGAAAGGACUUUUCUAACAGUCAUUGGAGAACUUCUGGUGAAGUGUCGAUGUGUUCCACAUAUUAAACUGCUUGAAAAAUGUUGGGCUUGAUAUUUGGUUAGGAUAGCUAUCAAGGUAAUGAGCUAGUCAACAUUUUUUUUUAUACUCAAAAAUCAGUUGAUCAAUAUACCCUCCAAUAUACCUAUAUUUUUAUAAUGUUUUAAAAUUAGACUCUUAUGGGUGAUGAUUUCAUGAGUAGGCAGUAGGUAAAUUGUUUGCACUUUUUUUUUGUAAGACAUGAUUUUUAAUAUAUGUAUGAGUCCUUAAUCAGUUGUUUCUCAUUGAACAUUAGAAAUUAUUUCAGCAAUCUAAAAUAAUGAGGUAAUAUUGAAAGUUGGGUUCAAUAGUAAUUUAAAUUACUUAUUUUUUGCAUUGGUAAACUAAAUAAAAAUUAGUGCAAUAAACAUAUAUUUUCUAUUAAAUUAAACAAAACACAUAACAACUAAUAAAUAUGGAAAAGCAUACAAAAUUAAGUGGCCACUGUAAAUCAACCUGUUAUUUUCAUGAAGAUGAAACCAGCUUUUUUUUUCAGUUGAUGAAUUCUAGAUUUUCCUUUAAAUAAUACAAUUUUGAAACCAAUAUUGAGUUUCUUGGAUAGAAAAAACAUUUAAUUUCAAUAUUGUUAAAAUAAAUUAAAAAUUCCUUAAAACGGAGGUUCAAAUUUCCUAAUUUACCCAUAAAAUGAAAAUAAUUCGGAAAUUCGUCAUCUAGAAACAUCUAAGUACAAACGUUAACAUUUAACAUUCAGUUAUUUCGAUCAGCUGUUUCUUCCCUAUACACAACAAACUCACACUCCUAGGUUUCACUACUAUUUAAAAAUAAUAAUUCUUUGUUGCCGUUCUUUGGAAUGAUUUCAUUUUUUUGCUCAAAUUUUCAAAAGAUGCAUGGGUUUCCCAAGUAAUGCUAACAAAUGGCACAUAACAGAUGCAUCCUGCAUUAGUUUUAUAAUGAAAACACUACUCUUUGCUGAUAUAAAAUAUCAAUGAACAAUUACUUUAUGAAAUUAAUAUAAUAAAUAUAAUUAAUAAAUAGUUAGGGACUGCUCAUAAUUUGAGAGCCAACAACUGAUAAAGUUGGCAGGUUUAGGUGGAUGCAAGUGGAAAGUGAAAAUGGAGACCUAAGUAAUGUGAAAGCGUUGGGAUGAUUUUCAAAAAAACACUGGAUUAUCUUAAGCACAUACACACAGUUUUUGUUAGUUUAAAUCACCAAAUUUGAAGAAGGUGGAGUUGAUGGUAUAAAAUCAUAAAGGUGAACCUUUGAGACCAAAAGGUUGAUACUUGAAUGAAUAUGUCUCAACUGAUUUUUGAGUUUUCGAUCCAGUGAUCAGGUUAAAAAUAGUUAACUAGCCAUGUUGGAAAUACUUUGAUCUGAGAUGUAUGUUUCAUUCAUAACUUGAGUGGCAAAUUGAACUUUCUUAGUUUUUUAUAAUUGCAUUUGUUGUAUACAUUUAUGAUAAUUUUAUCUCCAUAGAGCUUCAGUCAAACAAAGAAACCAGAUAUUUUGACUGUAAAAGACUGGAGUUGAUUGCUCUGGUGAAAUAAUUUUGCAAUAGUUUUUGUUGUAGAUUAGGAUCUAUAGAACAUUUUUAUAAAUAGUGAUUGGAACAACUGGCUGUAAAAUAUUUAUUUAAAAUGUAUAUUAAUGACACUUUCAUUAUAUAUCUUGAAAUUUG